Molecule: messenger RNA, 1137 nt
Organism: Caenorhabditis briggsae
Lineage: Eukaryota; Metazoa; Nematoda; Chromadorea; Rhabditida; Rhabditidae
Exons: 3
Coding region: 1-1137 (378 amino acids)
Source: RefSeq, a predicted model, not a curated record
AUGGAGUCAUCAUCAUACGAGGUUGCUGCUUUUGCGGACGUUGUCGAAAUGACCAAAGGAAUUCCGGUGAACGCGGAAUGCGUCACCGAUUGGGUUAUGGAGAAGUACAAAAAUGAGCGACAACUGGAAGAGAAAUUGGAAAGGAUGGAGAAGCUGCUGGCAAACAGAGAAUUCAAACUUAAGACACUGACAGAGGAAUAUGAAAACUAUCGUCUGACACAGUCCUCCGAAAACUCCGAUCGCGAGAAAGAAUUGUUGGAAAACAUUAAGAAUCUUCAAGUGCAGAACGACCGAUUACUAGAAGACAUCAUUAUAUAUGAGCUAGGAGGAACUUCUUCUGGAUUAGAGCAAAUAGAGGAAGAGCAUUAUGGAGAAGAAGAAUCGUUGGCACGCAAAUUACACGAGGCUAUCCAACGUCUUCAAAGUACUGAGGAUCAACUGGAGAUUACAAAAACGGAAAAGGAUCUGGAGAUUCAGAAUCUGACGAAGCAUUUGAACGAUGCAAAUGUAAAAGUAAAUCGUACAUCAUUAGCCCAUAUUUUAAUGAAGGCGGAAUGUGACAAAUUGCGCAUAAGAGAAAACGAAAUCAAGAACAGUUACAAGAAGAAAUUGGAUAUUGAGAAGAUUGAAGCGAAGAAUGCUCUCUCUAAACUGUUGGAGGGAGAGAAGAAGAAUAAAUUGCUGCGGAUGGAAGUCGAUAUUUUGAGUCAAUUAAUGAUUGAAUGCCGUGAAGCUCUUCCUAUCCAAAUAAAGAAAGAUAUGGAAAAGAAAUUGGAGGAGCAGAAAGCAAGAGCGCAUGUUCAGGUAGACGAGGAGCAAGUUCUUAUCGCAAGCUUGCAAAAGAGAUGCCGGCAACUCGAGGCCAAAGCCAAAGAAGACCACUCGAAAAUCGGCUAUUUAACUCGUGCGGAGGGAUACCUGGAUAAACAGAUCAGUAGUUUAGAGUCUGAACUACGCCAAGAGAGGGUGAAUAAUACAAAGCUUAAUGUUGAAGUAUUUGAAUUGAAGCGAAAAAUCAAGAACCUCAUUUCCAACCCGCCUUCUUUGGAUGAAGAAUUCCACGUGAAGGAAGAAAAAACAGAAGACUCGUGCAAUUCUGAUGAUUCAUUUGAGGCUAUAAACAAUGAAGAUAUCUGA